Messenger RNA from Thalassophryne amazonica, 14486 nucleotides. It is a transcript of the gene hspg2, whose product is annotated as heparan sulfate proteoglycan 2. Gene Ontology annotation, molecular function: protein binding; calcium ion binding. Lineage: Eukaryota; Metazoa; Chordata; Actinopteri; Batrachoidiformes; Batrachoididae. The record is from RefSeq and is a predicted model, not a curated record.
UCUAGUUCGGGUCUCGGCGCGUCUCCGUCUCCCCCACACAGGGAUUAGCUGUCUUCUCUUUCAGCACUCCCUAAAUUCCAUUUCGCCUUUUACUCAGGGCAGCAGCUCCUCUUCUGGGUCCCGCACAGGACAUUUAUCCCGCAGCAAGUUUGUUUUUUUUGUUGUUGUUGUUUUUUUCCUUCCCGGAGCGCAAAAGAGAAGAAGACGCAACUUUGGAUCUCGUCAAGAAAAAGUGGAGAAACAAGAGCGCGGGAAAAUUGGAGUUUUUUGUUUGUUUUGUUUGCUUUUCUGCUAUUUUUUUUUCCUACCUGUUGAUGAAGUCACACCGGGUUUGGGACUCAGAGGUGAUUUUUCGUCCCAGGACAGAAAAGUGCGGAAAAGCUGCAGCCUGAUCUGAGCUGCAGCGGUUCAGCUUGAAGGACUUGGGAUUUUCGUUUGAACCAACAGUCGCAGUCUGUACUGGGUUGGUGGAAAAUGGGCACUUCGGUCUGUGGACUUAUCCUCUCUUUGAUCCUCACGUGCCAACUUGUUACUGUGACUCAGAGCUCAAAAGUAUGGGGAGAAGUCCCUGUGCCAGAAGACUUGGAGGCAGAUAAAAAUGAUAAGACAUCUCAGAUUUUGCUGGAUGACGAUGAGGACUUUGCAGCUGAUGAAGCUUCAGGAGAUCUUCCCAGUGGAGAGGGUGGAAGUACACCAUGGCCUCCAGUGAUCUCUGGGAGCACAAUCUAUUAUAGAGCUUUAGUCAACUUCACUGACUCUCUGGUCUAUGGUCCAGAGCUCGAAGACAUCUUCUCUCCAGCCUUUAUUGAAAUCUCUGAAGCAGUAGUGGACACGUUGGAAUCAGAGUACAACAAGAUCCCAGGUAUCCAGACAGUGAGCGUGGUCCUCAUUAAGAAGGUGGUAAGAGAGGAUGGUGUGGAUGUAUUUGUGGAGAUGGAUGUGGGUUCUGACGAGAACAGCAGAGAUGAAGAGAUCCGCAGUGUGCUGUAUAAUGUGGUGAAAGACGGAGCCAUUGCUUCUUAUGUCACAUCAGUGCAGGGAUUUCAGUUCAGACGGCUUGGAGAAGUAAUCCCUCACAUCAGACCAUGCAUGGCAGAUGAGCACAGGUGUGGUGAUGGAACGUGCAUCUUGAUGGAAUACCUGUGUGACAACAGACCAGACUGCAGAGACAUGAGUGAUGAGACAGACUGCGCUACAAAACAGCCAGUCUCUCCAGUUACCACAACCGCCGCUGCAACAACUACCACCCCUACUACCACCACCACCAAGAAGCCCAUAAGGUACCCAGGUGUCCCCGGACCCUGCAGAGUGGACCAGGCAACUUGCCAGAGUGGCGAGUGUAUCCCUAGGGAUUACCUCUGUGAUGGAGAGAAGGACUGCUCAGAUGGAAGUGAUGAGUUCAGAUGUGGUACUCCAUCUCCGUGUGAACCCAACGAGUUCAAGUGUAAAAAUGGCCGCUGUGCCCUCAAACUUUGGAGGUGUGAUGGAGAUAAUGACUGUGAGGACAACUCUGAUGAAACAGAUUGCCCCACUAAGGGUCCUGGUGACAGGUGUGCUCCUGAGCAGUUUGAAUGCCUGAGUGAUCGCACCUGCAUCCCGGCUAGUUAUCAGUGUGAUGAAGAGCCAGACUGCCCUGACCGCUCUGAUGAAUAUGGCUGCAGCCCUCCCUCAGUGACGAGCCCACCGGAAGAAUCCGUUCAAGCAGCACGGGGGGGCACAGUGAUGUUCACCUGUCAGGCCGUUGGAGUGCCCACCCCCAUCAUAACCUGGAGACUUAACUGGGGACACAUCCCCAUCAGUGGCAGGAUUUCCAUGACCAGUGAGAAUGGCCAAGGAACCCUGACCAUUCGUGAUGUAAAAGAGGCGGAUCAGGGGGCGUACACCUGCGAGGCUAUCAAUGCCAAAGGCCUUGUGUUUGGCAUCCCAGAUGGUGUCCUAACUCUCACACAGGGUCCUAACCCAGGAAACUGUCCCGAUGGUCACUUCACUGUGGAGGGCCGCUGCGUGUCCUGCUUCUGUGCUGGAAUCACCAAGAACUGCAAGGCCACUGGCCGCUACCGCAACCAGAUCAGUCUACGUUUCACUGUCGAGGAUGACUUCAAAGGAGUGAAUGUCACCUACCCCUCUAGACCAGGCAUUCCUCCUCUCUCUGCCACUCAGCUCCUCAUCAACCCUGAAAUGGAGGAAUUCCAGCUUGUUGACCUAUCUCGUCGUUUCCUCAUUCUUGACUCCUUCUGGACUUUACCUCGGCAGUUCCUGGGCAACAAAAUUGACUCUUAUGGCGGAUCCUUAAAGUACAAGGUGCGAUACAUAUUGGCCCGUGGUCUGUCUGAGCCUGUGGAGAAGCCAGAUGUGGUUCUUGUUGGAAAUGGACGCAGACUUGUGUACCGCAGAGGCAGCACCACGCCUCCUGGAGUGGUCAACCAGAAGGAAAUCAGAUUCACUGAAGACAACUGGCAGCAGUCUAAUGGCCGUCCUGUGAGUAGAGAGGAGUUGAUGAUGACACUAGCCAACCUGGACAGCGUCAGUAUCCGCACCAAGUAUGAUGACCACAUGGUCAGCGUCGGACUCAGUGAUGUCAUCAUGGAUACCACCACUAUUGAGUUCAGCACCCGGGGUCAUGCGAAAGACGUUGAAGAAUGCAGGUGUCCUCCUGGAUAUACAGGCCUGUCCUGUGAGAUGUGUUCAGCUGGAUUUGAGCGUGUCCCCGGUGGCUCCCACCUUGGCACCUGUGCUGGCUGUAACUGUAACGGGCAUGCCAGUGCCUGUGAUCCAAUCAGCGGACAUUGUCUGAGCUGCCAGCACAACACAGAAGGCCCUCAGUGUAACAAGUGUCGCCCAGGCUACUUUGGAGACCCGACUCGCGGACGUGCAGAUGACUGCAAACCCUGCCCCUGUCCAUACAGUGAAACAUCUCGCCGGUUCUCUGACACCUGUUUCCUGGACGUGGAUCAGCAUGCAACAUGUGACGCCUGCAAGCCCGGCUACACAGGAAGACGCUGUGAAAAGUGUGCUCCUGGUUACCAGGGUAACCCCCUUCAGCCCAAUGGAAAAUGUGUUCUUCACUCAAUUUCCACUUCCACCUGUGAUGACAGAGGAACUAUCAGCUCCACUGGUAGUCUGUGCAGCUGCAAGAACAAUGUAGCUGGUGCUCAGUGUGAUGAGUGUAAACCCGGGUUCUUCCACCUGUCAAACACCAACCCUGAAGGGUGUCUGCAGUGUUUCUGCAUGGGUGUCACCAAGCAGUGUGCCAGCUCCAUUUGGAAUAGAGACCAGGUGCUUGGAGGAGUGAACGGGCAGCUCUUCUCGCUCUCCAGCAGCGCCAACACGAACACGAUAACGGAGGGCAUCUUGCAGAGGGGCUCUGGAGUGGUUUACCAGUCCUUCACCAGUAUCCCCAGUGAUGUUUAUUACUGGGUCCUACCUGAGAGUUUCAGAGGAGAUAAGGUGACGGCCUAUGGCGGGGAGCUGCAGUACACAGUUACCUAUGAACCGUUUCAGCGCUCACUGGUGAUUGAUAAUCAGCCAGACAUCAUCCUCCAGGGCAACGGCAUCUCACUGACACACUACUGUGAAACCAAGCCCCUCCCACGUGUCCCACAAACCAUGACUGUGAUCUUCAGAGAGUCUGCAUGGCGCCGCACUACUGGUCAACCGUGUACUCGUGAGCACCUCCUGAUGGCUCUGGCUGAUGUUACAGUCUUCAAGAUCAGGGCAACUUAUGCAGAUAACAUGGUUGAGAGCAGUAUCUCAGAUAUUAAGAUGGACAUUGCAGUACCCCAAUCAAACGGCAAUGAGCGUGCUGUGGAGGUGGAAGAGUGCGCAUGCCCGCAGGGAUAUAGAGGACCAUCUUGCCAGGAGUGUGAAGAGGGUUACACUCGCACAACCUCUGGCCUUUAUUUGGGCACUUGCGAGAGGUGUAACUGCAAUGGCCAUUCCGCUCGCUGUGACCCUGAGACCGGCACGUGUCUUCAAUGUCUCCACAACACUGAUGGGCCAAGAUGUGAGCGCUGUCAAUCUGGUUUCUAUGGAAACCCAGUUACGGGUGGUGCACAGGCCUGUCAGCCCUGCCCCUGUCCUGGAACAUCCUCCAGUAACCAGUUCUCCCAGUCCUGUUAUCUGGAUUUCGAUGGUCAACCAACUUGUAACAACUGUCCAACUGGAUAUACCGGCCGUCUCUGUGAGAGAUGUGAUGCUGGAUACACUGGAAACCCGCUGCUUGGACAGAGAUGCAUUUCCAUAAACAUAGUUAAUGGUGACUGCUACAUCUGUGACCAAAGAGGAAGGGAAAGUUGCAAUGGCGGUGUUUGCCGUUGCAAGAUGAACGUUGAAGGCCAGUCUUGUUCCACAUGUAAAUCUGGAACCUUCCACCUCAGUGCAGAAAACAAAGAUGGCUGUCUGUCCUGUUUCUGUAUGGGCGUCACUCAACAGUGCUCCAGCUCCACUCACUACAGAGACUUGGUCUCCUCAGUCUUUUCUCCAGGGAACUUCCAGGGGUUCGCUUUAGUGAACCGUCAACGCACCAGCCGUAUCUCCACUGGCUUCACUGUGGAGGUUUCUACAGAAGGCACUCAGCUUUCCUACAGCAACUUUGACUACCUGGGACAGGAACCUCACUACUGGCAGCUUCCUGGGGUCUACCAGGCAGACAAGAAAGAACCCUUUGCUCGACUGAAACGAGCAGAGCAGAUUAAGUCAAACGUACCGGUGGAGCAGCUCAGGAAGGAUGCUGAUAUUUGGAACCUAAUGGCAUCUGAACAUAAAGACUCCCACAGGUCCAAAAGAACUACCCAGGAUGAUAUCAGACAGCUGGAUGCUGAGGUCUGGGCGCUUUUCUCUAACUUCUCCCACGGACGAGCUGCUUCACCCCUGUUCCCUCCUCCCUCCUUUCCUUCCUCCUCCAAAUCCCAGACUUCUUUCUCCUCUGCAUCUUCUCGGGUAUCAUUUCCCUCUUCCUCCUCCAACUCUUGGUGGUCUUUGCGUAAUUUGAACCCACCUCCCCCUCCGUCUGGCAUCUCCUCUUUGGUUAAACCGACCAGGCCCCAUCCUUACUCCCCAGGCCACGCUCCUCAUCAGCAGAGGAAGAACUUAGUGAGAAAAACGUCUUCUAUUUCUUCCGGAAGUGGUGGCAAGUACUCUCUGGUCUACAAAGGUUUCAGCUUACACCCGAACGAAGUGCUCUACUGGCAGCUCCCAGCGCAGUUCACAGGGGAUCAGGUGGGCUCUUAUGGUGGCAAACUAAAGUACACCAUCUCCUACGUGGCUGGUCCAAGAGGAACGCUGCUUGAUGAUGCGGACAUCCAGAUUAUUGGUAACGAUAUCAACUUGGUAGCUCAUCAGCCUUGGCAGAGGAGGCAGCAGGGCAGCAGAGAGUCUCACCAGUUUGAGAUUGUCUUCAGGGAAGAAAACUGGAAGCGUCCAGACGGUAUGCCUGCCACCAGAGAGCACCUGAUGAUGGUUCUGGCUGACCUGGAUGACAUCCUGAUCCGAGCAUCCUACUCCACUGAGAUGCGCUCCUCCAGUAUCUCGGAUGUCAGCAUGGAAGUGGCGGUGCCCAACUACAGCGGCUUGGCGCAGGCCCUGGAGGUGGAGCAGUGCCGCUGCCCACCUGGCUACCAGGGACUCUCCUGUCAGGACUGUGCACCUGGAUAUACCCGCACUGGAGGAGGUUUGUACCUGGGCCAUUGUGAGCUGUGUGAAUGCAACGGACACUCUGACUCCUGCCACCCUGAGACUGGCAUCUGCACGAGCUGCCUCCAUAACACUCAGGGUGAGCUCUGUGAGCUGUGUGCCCCUGGAUUCUUUGGCGACCCCACUGCUGGUACUCCAGAGGACUGCCAGCCAUGCGCCUGCCCUCACACUGACCCAGACAACCAGUUCUCUCCCACUUGUGAGAGUCUUGGAAAUGGAGGUUACCAGUGUACUGCCUGUGAGCCCGGGUACACUGGACAGUACUGUGAACGCUGUGCUCCGGGAUAUGUCGGCAACCCGCAGGAGAGAGUGAAGUGCCGUCCCUAUGACGACGCAGCCUUCCUGGUGGUCAAAGUUUACCCUGAGAGGAUUCUGGCACCCCUUGGUGGUUCUGUCACUCUGCGGUGUCAGGUGACAGGCUCACCUCCGCACUACUUCUACUGGUCCAGAGAGGACGGUCGGCCCAUUUCCAGCAGUGCCGACAGACGUAGACAAGGAGCAGAGCUGCACUUCUCCACCGUUCAGCUGAGUGACGCCGGCAUAUACUUGUGCACCUGCCGUGAUCAGCGCAGUACCAACACGAGCCGCGCUGAAAUCAUCGUUACACCUGCUUCAGUCAAACCCAUCGAGGUGACAGUUGAGGAGCCCAAAUCCCAAACUGUCAGUGUUGGAUCAACAGUCAGCUUCAUCUGUACGGCAAAGAGCAAGUCUCCAGCCUACACUCUAGUGUGGACCCGGCAGGGCAACGGAAAGUUGCCCAACCGAGCCAUGGACUUCAAUGGCAUCCUAACAAUUCAGAACGUUCAGGCAGAGGAUGCAGGCAUCUACGUCUGCACGGGUUCCAACAUGUUCGCCAUGGACGAGGGCACAGCCAUCCUCUACGUGCCAGAGGCCUCACAGAUACAGAUGUUUUAUACAGCGUAUGAAAUGUUUGAAGGACAUAGAAAGCCCACUGAGGGGGCCCAGCCUGUGGCCAGCGUCGCGCCUUCAAGCCUGAACGUCCAGCAGGGUCAGCGGGCAGAGUUUCACUGCACAGUGACCGGCAAUCCGACCCCUGCCAUCGAGUGGAUCGGAGGUCCAGGGAAGAGAAAUGAGUCCCGAGCUGUGAUACGAGGCAAUGCACUGAUCUUCCCAGCAGUGGGACCAGCUGACGAGGGCGAGUACACGUGCAAGGCCCCUGAAACACGCCACGGGAAGCACACAGCACGCGUUUCCCUCUUUGUACCUAAAGUCUAGCCCAAGUGGUCUGGGGCCACCCAGCCCCAAGUCCAAGUCAGUCCCAAAAUGUGAAAGUCCAUGAGGGUGACAACCUUGAGGUUGUACUGCCGAGCGACGGGAUCCCCCACCCCGAAGCUCACCUGGCUGAAAAACGGACAGGACAGAUCCCUCACAGGUGAGAUAUCUGCUGCUGCUAUUCCUUCUCAUGGUUUUCAUCAGUUUAAAAGCAACAGUCUCGAUGUGUUACAGAGACGUAUGAGGAGCUGCAGGUCUGCUCGUAUGGACCGCACUGACAUCGGUACCUUGCUCAUCCCCAACAUCCAGGUGUCUGAUGCAGGCACGUUUAUGUGCGUUGGGAGCAACAGCAUUGGGUCAAACAGUGCCCCUAUUAAAGUCACUGUGCUCAGGGCUGACCAUGUCUCUUCAGCCGUCACCAUCCAGCCAUCCAUAGCUGAUGUGCAGGAAGGCCAGAAUCUGGAACUUAACUGUUUAGCACCUGGAAGUCCACCUCCCCGGGUCACCUGGACGAAAGCUAGUGGACCUCUCUCAUCCAACCACCAGGUUUUGGGCAAUCAGCUGCGCAUCCUGUCUGCCACUCCGGAGGAUUCAGGGGAAUACAUCUGCCGAGUGCUGGGCAGCGCCGGAAACCAAGGACCGGCAGUCCGUCAGGCCUCUGUGUCUGUGUCUGUCACUUCAUCGUCCUCACGUUUGCAGAGUCCGAUCAUCGCCAUUGAGCCUCAUAGUGCCACGGUGCGGGUGGGCGAGUCCGCCAGCUUCACGUGCAGAGUUUACAGUGGAGCUCAGCCCGUCAGACUGGAGUGGAAACUGGCCAGCAACCAGCCACUACCAGACAAUGUCAAAGUUAGCCGUGAUGGAUCUGUGAUUACAAUCACCAACGCCCACAGUUUCAACCAUGGUGCCUAUCGCUGCGUAGCGAGUAACCCCUUUGGCAUCACUCAGACCAUUGUAUCUCUGAUUGUCAGAGAGCGUCCCAUUGCCACGGUCACCCCUGCUGGGCCUGUGCGGAUCAGAGUGGGUGAACCCAUCAACCUGGAAUGUCAGGCGUCAGGAGAGCCCCGCCCCUCAGUCACAUGGCACAGGCUAGACAGUAACCGUAAGAUCAUGCUGAGCAGCCCUGUGCCCAUGGAGUCCAACGCAGUCAUGCAGAUUUUAGUGGCUCGUGUGGAAGACAGCGGCACAUACGUGUGCACAGCUCGCAACACUGAGGGCACCAUGGAAAGCAAAGUGGAGGUAAUCGUGGAGGGAAGCUCUCAAGUGCCCACGGUGCCCAGAGCCUCUGUUCCUGAGCCUCUGAUGGUUGUAGUGGAGGGACACACUGCAGUGCUGCGCUGUCAGGCCCACGGUUUCCCACCUCCGACCAUCACCUGGUCCAAACUCCGGGCUCCUCUGCCUUGGAAACACCAGUUAGUGAACAACAGCCUGGUUCUGCCAAAUGUGGGCCGCCAAGACUCUGGAGAAUACAUCUGUAGCGCCAACAGCAUCAUGGGUGCCAGUGAAGUCGCCAUCAUGCUUGAUGUGGAGACACCUCCUUAUGUCACUGUGGUGCCUGCUGAUCUGGGUGUGCGAGCUGGGGAGGUGAUCAGACUGCAGUGUGUGACCCAUGGCACGCCUCCUCUCACUUACACUUGGACCAAGCUGGAUGGAAACCUCCCCUCAAGAACUCAAAUUAGCGAAGGGGAUCUCCAAAUCAACCUGGCUACAGCUGAGGAUGCUGGGAGCUACAAGUGUGUGGCCAGCAACAACGUGGGCACAAGCGAGGCGAUUGUCCAAAUCACAGUCAGAUCUCCAUUGGCGGUGCGCGUUUCACCCCAGGUUGAGGUAAAAGCCCAAGGCAGCGCUGUGGAGUUCACAUGUUCAGCAACAGGAGGUGUAGAAACUGUGAUUGAGUGGCUGAAGGAGGGCGGUGCGCUGCCACCAAACCACUUCAUCAAGGACGGGGUGCUCAGGAUUGAGAACCUUGCGCAGAGCAAUGAAGGGGUCUAUAUCUGCAGAGCCAGCAGUGUGUAUAGUCAAGCCCAGGACACCGCCAGGCUGACCAUUCAAGCUCUACCAAAGGUGAUGAUCAAUGUGCGCACGUCAGUGCAGACUGUGAUGAUUGGGAACUCUGUGGAGUUUGAGUGCCACGCUAUUGGAGAUCCUGAGCCCACUGUCAGGUGGAGUAAAGUCGGCGGGUCUCUGCCGGACCACAUCAUGGUGAAGGGUGGCAUGCUGAGGAUCGACCGGGUGACCGAGGAAGACGCGGGGCAGUACCGCUGCACCGCCACCAAUGACGUGGGUUCGGUGCAGUCCCAGGUGGUCCUUAAUGUCCAGUCCCUACCUCAGAUUGCUGCACUGCCUGAAAGUAAGGAGGUGACAGUCGGGUCUGAUGCUGUCUUGCCGUGCAUGGCUUCAGGAUAUCCCGUGCCUCAGAUCAAGUGGUCUAAGCUUGGAGAAGAGCUUCCUCCAAAGUGUUUCCAGGAAGAUCAUGUGCUGACAGUACCUCGUGUCAGCCAUGAGGAUUCUGGGACAUACGUCUGCACCGCCUCAAACAAACAGGGCAAAGUGGAAGCCUUUACUAGGCUCAGAGUUCACGAGAGAGUGAUGCCAUACUUUGCCCAGGAACCCUUGUCCUACCUCACUCUACCGACCAUCAAAAAUGCCUACAAGACUUUCAACAUCAAGAUCAACUUCAGACCUGAUAAUGUUGAUGGUCUCAUAUUGUACGCCGGUAUGAUCCUCUACAAUGGCCAGAGGAUGACCACAGGAGCUGAUUUUCUCUCUUUCGGACUUGUUGGUGGCCGCUUGGAGUUCAGGUUUGACGUGGGCUCAGGAAUGGCCACCAUACGGGAUCCCAACCCCAUCAAAUUAGGAGAGUUUCACACAGUCGAGCUUCACCGUAACAACACCCAUGGCUACAUCAUUGUAGACAGAGGCGAGCCAAUCAACGGUAGCUCACAGGGGAAGUUUCAGGGCCUGGAUCUCAAUGAGGAGCUGCAUGUAGGCGGCUACCCCAACUACACCCUCCUGUCUAAAACAGCUGGCAUUAAGACUGGAUUUGUUGGCUGUAUCCGUCAGCUGAUCAUCCAAAGUGAGGAAGUCAUCUUCAAAGAUCUUGACCGCAGCUCGACAGGGGUCACAAAUUGUCCCACCUGCAAAGAUCAUCCAUGCCAGAAUGGAGGCCAAUGUGAAGAUUCAGAUGCUGGCUUGUAUAAGUGCAGCUGCCCCAGAGGUUUCACAGGCAGCAACUGCCAGCAUCACUCCUCACUGCACUGUCACUCAGAGGCAUGUGGACCAGACGCCACUUGCAUCAACCGCCCGACUGGCCUAGGCUAUGAUUGCCGCUGUCAUCUUGGCAAGUUUGGAAACAAAUGCAUGGAUGGGGAACUGGUGACCACACCUUUAUUUGAUGGCGAGGCGUCUUACAUAGCUUAUCCUCCCCUGACCAACAUCCACGAUGACCUGCGUGUUGAGCUGGAGUUCAAACCACUAGAGAGAGAUGGCCUGAUGUUCUUUUGCGGAGGGAAGAAAAUGAAGGUGGAGGACUUUGUAGCCAUAUCCAUGGUGGAUGGACACAUCGAAUUUAGAUACGAAUUGGGCACAGGCCAAGCAAUCCUUCUCAGUCCAGAUCCAGUGUCUCUGGGCCAGUGGCACAGAGUUGUGGCCGAGAGGAACAAGAGGGCCGGCCAACUGAAGGUUGACCACGGGCCUGUGGAGAGGAAGACAUCUCCAGGAAAAGGCCAGGGCCUCAAUAUCCACACGCCCAUGUACCUGGGAGGAGUCCCCAACAUGAGCAUCCUGCCUAAACCCGCCAAUGUUAGCGAAAUGUUUAAAGGGUGUAUUGGAGAGGUGUCCAUCAACAACAAGAAGGUGGAUCUGUCCUACAGCUUCACAGAGAGCAGAGCAAUCCGCCAGUGUGUGGAUACCAGUCCGUGUGACCGGCGGCCCUGUCUGAAUGGCGGUCACUGCAUGUCUAGUGCUGAGUAUGAGUACCAGUGCCUGUGUCCGGAUGGAUUUGAAGGUGAUCGUUGUGAGAUAGUGAAAGACGCGUGCUACAGUGACCGCCACUGCCAGAACGGCGGCAGCUGUGUCAGUGGACAGUGUGUGUGCACAGCCAGACACUCAGGCCUCAACUGUCAGGAAAGCCAGGUCGCCAGCUUCCCAGAAGCCCCGUGGAAUCUGGAAGGUGGUGAAGCAAAUGACUCACCCCAUCAGUAUGCAGCUCAUUUCCACAACAAUGGAUAUAUUCCCCUUCCUAAGUCCGUUUUCCGGAGAAGCGCCCAAGAUUUGCCGGAAUCCAUUGAACUAGAGAUCAACACCAACACAUCUGAAGGCCUGAUCCUUUGGCAGGGGGUGGAGACCACUGGUGCACGCAAUUUGCGAAAGGUGCAUGCUAGUAAGAAGGAACAUGGAGAACAAGGCAAAGGCAAAGACUUCAUCAGCCUCGGCCUACAGAACGGACAUGUUGUAUUCAGGUACCAGCUGGGCAGUGGAGAAGCAAUAAUCACAUCCAGGAAGGUCAUCAGUGACGGCCAGUGGCAUAAAGUCACAGCAGUCAGAAUUGGAAAAGAUGGAUACAUCCAGAUUAACGGUGGGGUGGCAGUGCACGGACAGUCAAAAGGCAAAAGCCUCAUGAUGAACACCAAAGGAAAUAUAUACCUGGGUGGCGCUCCGGAUAUGGCUGCUCUGACGGGAGGGAAGUUUUCCUCCGGAAUGACAGGCUGCGUGAGGAACCUGUCACUGAUGAACGCCGGGCCGGGACAGCAGCCCGCCCAGGCUAUCGACCUGCAGUCCCACGCAGCGCACAGCGCCAACGUGCAGCCGUGCUCGUCAUAGACCACAGCACGCACGCGCACGCACACACACAGGAACACACACAAACACAGAGACUAUGGCGUGAUGUCAUGUCACACACAGCAGACCCACACAAAGACACAAACUUGGUGCUUCACCGCAACCAAAACAAGAAAAGAGGAUGCGUUUGUCUGUGUGCGGUAAAACCAAAAAAAAAAGUGCGAACAUUGAAACAUUAUGGCGUCUUCUCUUCCUCAGUCUUGUAUGCUCAAUGAAGGACUAUUAACACAAGAGAACCAGAACAGUUUACAGACUUCCAGCAGUAGUUUUAGCAUUGAGAAGAGUAAAAUACAUUCAGCCUUCUGCGAUGGGUCAAAUCCUAUGGAGAUGGAGAUGUUUUACAGCACUGAAUUUUAUUUAUAUAUGAAAAUAUAUAUAUAAGAUAUUAUAUUAUAUUGUGGGGGAAAACAUGCAAACUAAUCAUAGUUGCUUCAGACUUCUGAAACUUUCUUCUGGGUUGUAACACUGUGUGUCCUGGGCUUCUGGCCGGCCUAAUUGUAUUAAUACUUGAAGGCGUUUAGGUCUUCGUCUUUCACUUCUGUAGAGGAAUGCGAGUAUGCUUUCAGCAUGCACACGGCUACGCAGAGGAGUGCACACGGUCACAGUCACGCAGCUUCAGCACACAACUCAGGUCACCCGACACAAAUGAUGAACUGCGAGUAGUUCAAAUACAGUUACUUUAAGUGAGCUCAUCAUACCGGUGUCUUUUUUCUGUAUUUGUUCUUUUUUUUAACAAAAAAGAAAGAAACCUUGGUGCUAACGUCACACAAAGACACAGCAUACUUGCAGUUGCCCGUCUGUGGUGUUUUAAUGUGAUAUAAACACGUAGUUUAGCUUUUCUUUUUCGUUGUCCUUUCCGUUUUAUGUCAUCCAUGUAAAACAGCUUUUUGGUCUCUACUUGCAGACAGACAUUCUACCUGAAUUUGAUUUGCUUUAUUUUGUGAUUGAUCAUUGACUUCCUGGACUCGGCCAUCAAAAAUGUGUCUGUAUAUGGUGAAAGUGUCCAAUUUGUAGAGACAUUCAUUUAUCCCUGCAGUAAUGUCCAUGUCUCUGAGGCCUCAGAUUGAGGAACACCUAGGAAAAGUGCAUGGAGUCAUGAGGUCAUUGGACAGAGGUGUAUGGUGAUGCCUAUGCUAGAGAAAGAGAAGGAAGGUCCAAGUUUUAAGUCCUCCAGUACUUUGUGUCUUACUUUAUGGUUGUGAGACUUGGACACUAACCAGUACCCUAUGAUGAUGACUGGACUUUCUUUGGUGCUAGGUCUUGUUGGACAAUCCUUGGGAAUUGCUGAAGUAACUUUGUGUCAAAUGAACAGUUACUUCUGGAGAUUAAGAUCAUGCUACCACUUGCAUUGUGACAAAGUCGGCUAUGACAUUUUGGUUUUUCUGGGAAUGAUCCAGCACACAGGUGCUUCGGUUUUUUGGGUCCCCGUACAAUGGAAAAGGCCAAGGGGACACAAAUAUUUCACCUGAGUGCAGAUGGAUGGCUACUUCCAAGAGGUGGUAAUGGACUGUUGUCUGCCUGGAUGGUUGCCAUCUAGGCCCAAAGGCGGCUCUGUAGAGUAGUGGAUGUGGAAUCGUAUGCCCCCAGCACAUGUACUAUAGGUUUAUUUGAUUGUUUAGUCACUUUGAAGAUUUGGCUUUACAUCUAAAGCAUUGUGUCUCAUUUUCAAUAUCCUCAGGAGAGCUGAAUCUCCUCAAAAUGAAUUUUUAGAUUUGAUAGCUUUUGUCAUAACUCUGAAGGCUCCAAACUUGAGUAGAGACAGAUACAUCUGCAGCAAACAGCAGGAGGACACAGGUGGUUUAGUCAAAGCUCCCAACUGGUGGUGGGACCUGUAGUACAUCUCGAAUAAGGCAUAUGCGCCCACUUCAGUUGAAUCACAGUGGCACGAUUGCUUUUGGCAUUCACAGACUUUUUGUCUUUUUCUGUAACCUUAAACUACCUGUUUUACUAUUCUACAGGUGAGCACUGUCUUUUUACUUAGUCACUUUUUAUUUAUUUUGUUUUUCUUCUCCAUUGUUCCAAUCACAUGCUUUCUUGAUUUUGGUUAUUGCCUCCUAGAGCCCCCCCUUAUCACCAUCAUGUCUGCCAUCCUGUAUCUUCAUCAAAAAUGUGACACCAACCUGACUGGAAUGACCUGUUAAAAUGGUUGUAAACUGAUAUUAGUAAUCUACAUUGGUGUAUUUUUUUAAAAAGGUUUUAGGCUUGAAAUGCAAUUCUUUAUUUAUCCAAGCAGAAGGGCACCAUCAUGUUUGUUUACAUGUGAAUGUGGAUUGAAAAAAGACAGUCCUGUAGUCCACGUUUAGGACACAAACAUUGUAAGGAGGUUUCUUGGCCCCUGUUCUGCUACCUUUCUGUUUUUAACCUGGAUUUUCCUAUGUGCACUGUACAGUGUUGUCCUAUGCAUAGUUUGCAAUUUGCUCAUUUGUUGUCAUUUUGUAAUUACAAAAUACACCAUGGCUGCAAACAUGGGCUGUACAUGAAAGGUGUACUUUUAUUAGUGAUGGGAGAUGAUUUUAAAACUUCAAUAUCACUUACGGAUGGCGAAAAAACUCAGAUUGCAACUGUUAAAUCAAUAAACGUGCACCAUAUGAAAUAUGGUUACCCACAUCAGGAUGACCCGCUUCAUGCUUCUGACUGUUACAUUUCCAGUGUUGAAAGGUUGCUCUUCCCCUUUGCUCUUGGUGUUUCUUAUUAAAAACAAAAUUCAUGUGCUAUUUGUAAGCCUA